ACUCGUGCCCCCAUGGUAUGGAUGGUGCAAGGAAUGAGGGCUAUUCGUGGGUCACCAGUGGGUCAGCAGCAGCAGGUGUGCAUGGUACAACCAGCGGCAUCCAUCCAUCCAUCCCCUGCCAUCUAUGCGCUCACACACCCGUCAGCGAUUACUCAUCUCCACAAUGAG
This is a messenger RNA of Closterium sp. Yama58-4, 168 nucleotides long. The record is from the annotation of a GenBank genome assembly. Lineage: Eukaryota; Viridiplantae; Streptophyta; Zygnematophyceae; Desmidiales; Closteriaceae.